Molecule: messenger RNA, 3550 nt
Organism: Lates calcarifer (barramundi perch)
Lineage: Eukaryota; Metazoa; Chordata; Actinopteri; Centropomidae
Product: outer mitochondrial transmembrane helix translocase
Exons: 10
Coding region: 182-1276 (364 amino acids)
Cellular component (GO): mitochondrial outer membrane
Molecular function (GO): ATP binding; ATP hydrolysis activity
Source: RefSeq, a predicted model, not a curated record
GUUUCUCCCCCCCUUUCCUCCACCACUGCGGGUGGCGCUGGAGAGUCUAAACUCGAUACAGGAAAACGGGCCGCAGCAGCAGCACCACAGAAGAAAAAGCAGACCUUACCGGGAGAAGUGCCGCUGCCUGACGUGAUCAGAGGAGCCCUGUGUGCAUUUCCUGUCUUUGCCAACCCUGACCAUGGUGCUGAGGGAGGUCCCAGCCGAAAACAUCGCCCGUCCUCUGGGCAGGAACGAGGUCAUCGGCCUCCUCUUCCGCCUCACCAUAUUCGGAGCGGUCACCUACUUCACCAUCAAGUGGAUGGUGGACGCCAUCGACCCCACCAGGAAGCAGAAGGUGGAGGCUCAGAAACAGGCAGAGAAAUUGAUGCGACAGAUCGGUGUUAAGAACGUGAAGCUGUCAGAGUACGAGAUGAGCAUCGCAGCUCACCUGGUCGACCCGCUGAGCAUGCAGAUCACCUGGAGAGACAUCGCAGGUCUGGAUGAGGUGAUCACAGAGUUAAAGGAGACGGUGAUCUUACCUGUUCAGAAGAGACACCUGUUCCAGGGAUCCAGACUUCUGCAGCCCCCCAAAGGUGUGUUGCUGUAUGGGCCUCCGGGCUGCGGCAAAACGCUGAUCGCCAAGGCAACGGCGAAGGAGGCGGGGUUUCGUUUCAUCAACCUGCAGCCAAGCACACUGACCGACAAGUGGUACGGAGAGUCCCAGAAACUGGCGGCCGCUGUGUUCUCAUUGGCCGUCAAACUACAGCCGUCAAUCAUUUUCAUUGACGAGAUAGACUCAUUCCUGAGAAGUCGAUCCAGCUCGGACCACGAGGCCACGGCCAUGAUGAAGGCUCAGUUCAUGAGUCUGUGGGACGGACUGGACACUGACCACCACUGCCAGGUGAUCAUAAUGGGAGCCACUAACCGUCCUCAGGAUCUGGACUCUGCUAUUCUGAGGAGGAUGCCCACCAGGUUCCACAUCAACCAGCCUAGCAUGAGGCAGAGAGAGCAGAUCCUCAAACUCAUCCUGGAGAACGAGAGUGUGGACUUGUCAGUUGACCUGGUCGACAUUGCCAAGGAAACUGACGGUUUCUCAGGAAGUGACCUCAGGGAGAUGUGUCGUGACGCUGCGCUGCUCUGUGUCCGAGACUUCGUCCACACUCAGAACGACAGUUCAUCUGAGGACUUCAUCCGUCCAAUCCAUCAGUCUGACCUUCAAAAGGCAAUCAGUAAGAUGAAGAAAUCUAAAUUGGCGGGCGGACACAGCACUCUGCUGCACGCUGCUCUGGACUGAAUUCAAAUACAAACAUUGAUCAUGUGAUGACCUCAGCCGAGCCUGCGGUCGCAGGUUCGAUUCCCAACCUGUUCAUCAGCUCAGUGCGUAGAUACUGACCUACUGUGUCUACAUGUGUUUAAAUAUGUUCAACAUGUGCCACUGCCUUUUGUUUUUUUCUUAUUUUUGUUUUUAUUUAAACCUGCUGAUCAUGCUGCUGAUGAUCCUCAGUGACUCUCAGACGCAGACAAGAAAAAAAUGUGUCAAACCCUGGUUUGAGAAUUGCUGGAUGAUCCAGAAAAGUAAAAUCAUUGAGUCAUGAAGCUCGAGUCGCCAUUUCUGAGGCGACAGAAUUCAUCGUUACACCUCCUUUUGUGCUUUGCUGCUGGUUUCCACUGUAAAUAAACUCAAAGUAGAUCAGUAAAACUUAUUUUAAAUAAUGUAAUCAAACACAAGUCUGCUCAUCAUUGAACCAAACUAAAGUGCAGUGAUUCCCAACCUCUCUGGGUUUUGACUACUUUAAAUAGGACUUCUACUUGCAGUGAAGUAAUAAGUCAACAUGUCUGGUGUCGUCCUUAUUUUUCUUAGUGUUUUUUCUUCCCAUCGACUGAACACGUAAAAAUAAAAAAAAAACACAUCAUCAUUUUUAAAAAAGCUCAGUGUUUCUGUAAAACAGCUGCUCACCAAAUAAUCAGGAGGAAAUUCUUACAUUUGUUGAGGACUAUUUUCAGUGGCAGAUUUCUCCACAUAUGGUGCUGUAGUGAGUUUUGGGGACAACAGGACAAACUGUCAAACUACAGUGAGUGUGUUCAAGGUUACCACCAUGGAACGCUGUUUGUUUAGAUUAUCAAACAGAGAAUGAAUCAUCGGUUUGUUUCUGGCUGCUAGCAUUACUGUUAGCAAUGUGGCUACUGUCCAAAGCAAGAAACAACCGUGAGAAUCCCAGUUUGAACUAGAAACCCUGAUCUCAGCGCUGAGAUGAAGGCUGUAAAAACACCUGGUUGUAUUGUAUAGGUUUCUUACAGGUGUAGUUUGAAUAACAUCUGAAUUCUGCUGAAUUCUCUUUUGACAGAUUUUGAAAAUCAAAACGUGACAGAGCAUUACAACCAUCUCCACUUUCUUAGCCUUCUCCGUUAACGAGGCUCGUUUCCAUGGUUACCGACUGACAUUUCCUCUACCUGGGGGAAGCUAUCGACAGCUACCGGGGAAAAGAAAAGCUCUGUCCUCUCUGUUUGGUUUGAUCAGUGGUGGACUCACUUCCUUUGUGCCGUAAAUCGAGCCUUUAUUUUUUCAUGAAAGUUCACCGCCAGGUGUUAGAGUGAACCAAUCAAAACAAACUUUUGCGUAAUCUUAUAAGUUUGUUGACAUCUUGCAAGAUUUUGAGAAACUUUAACCCUCCCAUUGCCCUCUGUAUUGGCUUUCAUAUUCUGUAUACUUUUUUCUUCUUACUAUUAUUCAAACACAAAAGAUAACCGUUUCAGAAUCACGAAUGUCUUGCACAACAACAAAUCCUACUACACACACACAAAGACACAUUGUCGGCCACCUGGUCACAACACGAGGGUUAAAGAUCUUGCAAGAGUACACGUUGCCCCCCACAACAAUCAGAUUUUUUUUUUCUCCAUGUCCUCUCCCAGGCUUUAUUCCUUUAUUGGAAACUUUUAUUAGUUUAAGCUUAUUUGGCUCCAUUUUGUGUUCAGUUUGAUGUUGUUUCUUUCACUCAGCAGAACUUCAGCAUUACACAUUAGCUAUUAAUUAGAACUUAUUAACAGUAAUAUACUAUUUGACCAUUGUUUUAUUACCGAUGAUUGGUUCUUUCUGGAGAUUGUUAGGAAAUGGCCGACCUGUUCCUGAAAUGUUUACAUAGUAAAUAAAAAUGUAAACGUCUGUUUGAAGCAGAAAGAGAACCUAAAUGUUCAGCCAAAACUGAGCAAACGUGAACAUGAACGUGUUUGAAACUCUGUGAAGGUGAGUUUUUUUCAUGAAGUGUACUUUAUCUUUAUUAUUUCUUGUUUUAUUAUUCUGUGAUACUGAUGUUUGAAUGUGGAGUGUAAAGAACUCAAUUAUCGAUCAGUAGUUUCUGAUGAUAGAAAACAGCCAAUAUUCAUAUUUAACAAACUGAAAUCAAAGAUGUUUAAUUUUCUGUGUUAUUGAAAAAUCAUUUGUUCCAUGAAUCAUUACGUCUGUAAAUCACAGCUCGAACUAAAAAUCCAGCAAGUACAAGAGAACAGGAUUUUUUUUAUAGUGUAGUUGCAGUCUGUUAUGAUGAAAUAAACAUGACAAUUUAAGAUGUGA